UUGGCUCACAAGGGCCGUGGGGGCAGAAGAAGCUCCGAGAGGCGUCCCGGCAUGCAACACGCUGAAUGAGCUGUCUUAUAUAAGAACCAACCUUGUCUCUCAUGCCCUAUCUGUAAUGACCCCUCGACGACUCUAGUACGCUCACUAUUUUCUGUCCCAUUGCUGGGUCUAAGGAACUCUAACAUUCCUAUCGCAACCUAGAUGGCAUCGGACUCGUCCGCCUACGCUCUUUCCCACGCCCUCCCGAACGCCAUGCCCCGCCGUCCAAUUCACAUGUCUCCCGCCGAGGCCAUCGCCCAAGCCUGGCAGCGAGAAUCAGAAGAAUCGAAAAGGCAUUGGAGGGCGGCCGAUGCUCGUACGAAAGAGCGGUACUAUGCUCCUCACCCCUGGUCGUCUACGGGUCGAAAGACGGUUGGGACGAAGAUGUGAAGGAUCUAUGGGUUUGAGCAAUCUUGGGCUGCUGGUAUUUAUUUUUUAGGCGAUGACCAUCCCGCCGCCCAUUCGCUUAUUUAUUCGUUUGUUCAUCCCUGUCAUUCAUAUUUUUUCUUGCUUUUUGCUGUAUCUAUACCGCGACCACGCCCCCUGCACAUGCUCGAUGAUCACGGAUUCCUCAAAGUGUAUCCAGCGUCUAUCUUAUCUUGUCUGCUCCCGCAAAAGUUG
Molecule: messenger RNA, 660 nt
Organism: Phanerochaete carnosa HHB-10118-sp
Lineage: Eukaryota; Fungi; Basidiomycota; Agaricomycetes; Polyporales; Phanerochaetaceae
Exons: 1
Coding region: 202-429 (75 amino acids)
Source: RefSeq, a predicted model, not a curated record